AUGAGUAAAAAGUCGGAAAUUUGGAACUUCUUCUCAGGUGAAGAAAAUAGUAAAGCAAAAUGUAACAUAUGCAAGUCUGUAUUUUCAUAUAGAACAUCGGUUACAAAUUUAAAAGCACAUAUCACUCGAAAACAUCCAUCUGUUAGACUAUGCCAAUUGGAACGUGGUUAUAACAGACAAGAGAAACAUGAGCAACAAAAAAUUCCUCAAAUCUUCGGAGGUUCUUCAACUCAUAUCGAAGGUACACGUGAUAUCGAUGUAAUCCCUGCGACCGUCAUUACUGACUCGUCAUUACCAUCAACUUCCAGGGCUUCAUCUUCAUCAUCAGGCAUAAUUGAUUCGUCCCGCUCUGAAGUUAGAAGAAUACAACAGCAGGUCUUGUCCGGAUACGCCCCAAAGAGGAUUUCAAUGACUCAACAGAAAAAAUUGGAUCAGCUUUUAUUGAAUCUUAUAAUCAAAGAUUUCCAACCAUUUUCCAUGGUCGAAGAUAACGGCUUUAAAGAUUUUAUAUUAACUUUAAAUCCCGCAGACAAAUUGCCUACAAGAAAAACGUUAAGCAAUGUUCUUCUUCCAGCAGUGUUUGAAGAAGUUCGCCUUAAAGUUUCAGAUGUUUUAAAGGAAGUCGUAUCAAUAACAAUUACAACAGACUGCCGGACGUCUCGCAACACAGAUAGUGUAAUGGCAGUAACAGGGCAUUUUAUUGAUAAUAAAUUUCAAAUUAAAUCUGUUCUUUUAGAAUGUGUUUGGUAUGAGGGAGGUCAUGGAAGUAAAAAUUUAGCAGAUAAUCUAAGUAAAGUUAUUUCAAACUGGAAUAUAUCAGAAGAGAGUGUUUUGCUUGGUAUUUCAGAUAACGCUGCCAAUAUUAAAAAAGCUAUCUCUUCAGACUUAAAAUGGAGACAUUUUGGUUGUUAUGCACAUACCCUAAAUUUAAUAGUGGGCGAUGCAUUGAAACUGAUCCAAGAAGUAACAUUAAAUAAAGUCAGUAAAAUUGUGACACAUUUCAAACAAAGUGCAAAUGCUAAAAGCAAAUUAGAUAAUGUUCAGCGGCAGCAAGGUAAGGAACCCAAGAAACUUAAAAAAGAUAUAGUUACUAGAUGGAACUCCACGUAUUUAAUGUUAGAAAGAUUUGUAGAGUUGGAGAAAGCUAUCAGAACAGCAUUAGCAUUAAUGGAUUCAGUCUCCCUACCGGUAAUACCUACAGAAGAGUGGACAUUCAUUAAAGAAUUAAUAAUUAUCUUGAAACCGUUUUAUGAUAUAACGGAAUUAAUGUCCGCUGAAAAGUACGUAACAUUAUCACUAGUAAUUGUUAUUACAAACGGAUUGAAAAAUGUUUGCAAUGAUAUGUUGAGCAGCAAUCAAUUUUCUAAUGAUAUAAGUAAACGUGUUAUUGAAAAACUUAUAGAAAGUAUAACCUCCAGGCUAGGCGAUUUGGAAUCUAAGAGUACAUUGAUAGUAUCCACUUUUUUAGAUCCAAGAUUUAAAAAUGCGUGUUUUAUUAAACCUGGAACUUUUGAUAAGGCCAAGGAAAUUGUUAUUGGUUUAGUAGCUCAAAAUAUAAAAGUUAAUUCCACAUCAAAUGAAGAUGUAAUGAUGGAAGUAGAUUCUGCUAAUACAUCCAGAACAUUAGAGUCCGAAACCGAAAAGCCAUUGUUCGAUAUAUGGAAACAAUUAAAUAAGUCAGUUUCAUCUCAACCCAAAUUAAAUCAAAGACCGCAAGCACGUGCCAUCGUAGAAGUUAACCGUUAUUUGGAAGAAGAAAUGAUACAUAGGAAUGAGGAUGCUCUCAAAUGGUGGGCAAAUAAUGCUUCUGUUUUUCCAAAUUUAAGCCAUGUUGUUCGAAGCAGGUUUGGUACGGUUUCAACUUCAGUUGGAUGUGAACGUGUUUUUUCAAAAACCGGAAUUAUUAUUUCAGAUAGAAGAAGUCGUAUCAGUUUAGAGAAAGUUAAAAAAAUAAUGUUUUUAAAUGUAAAUCAAAAAUUAUUUUAG
Molecule: messenger RNA, 1986 nt
Organism: Diabrotica balteata
Lineage: Eukaryota; Metazoa; Arthropoda; Insecta; Coleoptera; Chrysomelidae
Source: the annotation of a GenBank genome assembly